Messenger RNA from Thunnus maccoyii (southern bluefin tuna), 4370 nucleotides. It is a transcript of the gene sucla2, whose product is annotated as succinate-CoA ligase ADP-forming subunit beta. Gene Ontology annotation, cellular component: mitochondrion; succinate-CoA ligase complex. The transcript has 11 exons. Gene Ontology annotation, biological process: succinyl-CoA metabolic process; tricarboxylic acid cycle. Lineage: Eukaryota; Metazoa; Chordata; Actinopteri; Scombriformes; Scombridae. The coding region runs from base 30 to 1430 and encodes 466 amino acids. The record is from RefSeq and is a predicted model, not a curated record. Gene Ontology annotation, molecular function: ATP binding; succinate-CoA ligase (ADP-forming) activity.
GCGUUCAUUACUCUGCUCUAGAGGGAGACAUGGCGACGUCCCUGAUCUGCGGCCGUUUGACGGCUAGCCUGAGAAAUUCAGGGGCCAGAAACACUAUCAGCUCUGCUUCCAAGGUUCUUGGUGGUUCUUCUGGUCUGUUUGGAGGCCAUGUGUCCCAGCUGCAGCCCCCCCACCAGCAGCAGCAGCAGAGGAACCUCUCCCUACAUGAGUACAUGAGCAUUGGCCUGCUGAAAGAGGCUGGCAUUGCUGUGCCAGCUGGCAUGGUGGCCAGCUCCUCGGAAGAGGCGUACGCUGUGGCCAAGCAGAUCGGUACAAAGGACCUAGUGGUAAAAGCUCAGGUGCUGGCUGGUGGCAGAGGGAAGGGGACAUUUGAGGGCGGACUGAAGGGAGGAGUGAGGAUCGUCUACUCGCCAGAGGAGGCCCGAGACAUUUCGUCCCAGAUGAUUGGUCGAAAGCUGUAUACCAAGCAGACUGGAGAGACAGGUCGUAUCUGCAACCAGGUGUUCAUCUGCGAGCGCAGGUACCCACGCAGAGAGUACUACUUCGCCAUCACCAUGGAGAGGUCCUAUCAGGGCCCCGUGCUGAUUGGCAGCUCGCAGGGGGGCGUGAACAUUGAAGAUGUUGCAGCGGAAAAUCCAGACGCCAUUGUGAAGGAGCCCAUCGACAUUGUGGAAGGCAUUAAGAUCGAGCAGGCUAUCAAGGUAGCUCAGAAGAUGGGCUUCCCACCAGCGCUGGUGAAUGAGGCGGCGGAGAACAUGGUCAAACUGUACAAUGUAUUCAUCAAGUACGACGCCUCCAUGGUUGAGAUCAACCCCAUGGUGGAGGACUCAUCAGGCAUUGUGAUGUGCAUGGACGCCAAGAUCAACUUUGACUCCAACGCAGAGUACCGCCAGAAGAAGGUGUUUGAUAUGCAGGACUGGACCCAGGAGGACCCCCGGGACCGGCAGGCCGCCAAGGCCGACCUCAACUACAUUGGCCUGGAUGGAACCAUCGGCUGCCUGGUAAAUGGAGCAGGUCUUGCUAUGGCCACCAUGGACAUAAUCAAGCUGCACGGCGGCACACCAGCCAACUUCCUGGAUGUAGGAGGCGGAGCUACAGCCCAUCAGGUGACCGAGGCCUUCAAACUCAUCACCUCUGACAGGAAGGUUCAGGCCAUCCUGGUCAACAUCUUCGGAGGCAUCAUGAGGUGUGAUGUCAUUGCCCAGGGCAUCAUCAUGGCUGUGAGAGACCUGGAUCUCAAGAUCCCCAUUGUAGUGCGGUUACAAGGGACAAGAGUGGACGAUGCAAAAGCUCUGAUAGCUGCUAGUCCAUUGAAAAUCCUGGCCUGUGAUGACCUGGAUGAAGCUGCCAAAAUGGUUGUAAAGCUUUCUGAAAUCGUCUCUCUGGCUAAGGAGGCUCAAGUGGACAUCACCUUCCAGUUGCCCAUCUAAGAAACCUCAACCCUGACAUCCGUGAACUCCACACCCAAAACACUUCCUCUGUCACCCCUGGACACACCCACAGCGGCCCGCCGCCCCCGCCCCCAAGAUCUCUGAGACACUUAGUUUUUUCUUUCUUAGUCUGUGGCAUGGUGGUAUGACUCUAUACAGGCAUCCAACACAAACACCAUAAUGGACCUCACUUUUGCAUUUCAACAGAGAGAGCGUAGCCUCCUUUUUAGUCACAUGGUAAUCUCCAUUUCCUGUCUCAACCCUCAUCUCUCUCCACGUUUAGUCAAACCUACAAGCUUAUGUUGCACUUGAGUUGAUACGCACAAACCUCCACCUUCAAACCUCCCUUCCUUCACUCACGUACACAGAGAGAGUGAGAUACAUGGGCAACCAGACUGUUUACUUUGGUACUUGUUGGGAAAUCUUCCUUCACUCCGUUUAAAUAAAUAAAAAAGGACAGCUGAAGCAUUUUUUGUUUGAUUUCAGAUUCAGACUUCACAUAAUUUAGUUUUUUCAGUUGAAUUAAAAUGAAUGAUUGUGAGACAGGAGCCAGAGUGGCUACAGAUCAGUGCUGUUAACAUCAAGUGGAUAUAAAAGGAUGGCUGGAAGGCUACUUUCAUAAAUACACACACAUAGUUUUGCAUGAGUACCUUUUGAGUGUGUUGAUUCUAUCUAUAUAGGAAUGUAAGAGAAUAAAGAAUGGACUUGUUCCCUCUAUGCAGAACUUUGAUGCAUUUCAUCAAACAAAUUACAUGAAGUGCUGAAAACACACAGAACUAUGUGCUGUAAAAGAAAUGAUUGCAUUUGACUGAGCUGUGGCGUCAACUAGAGGAAAUGGCCUCAAUUCUCUCCUUAAUAACAGAACAAUAAACAACUCCGUAGCACCGAGUUGUUGAUAGUGUUGAGACACAGGAAUAGCUUUAGAUAAUGUGCUGUUCUUCCCUGCAGGUGCCUCAGCAUCAUUUCUUUAGCUGCUAUAGGCAGAGGUGUUCAUCAGCUGUGCAGUACUGCUCAUACAGCAGAUACAAGGCUGCUCCCUGUUUCCAAAACUGGAGAAACAUUGCAGAGACCCUCCAUUAUAUUGUGACAGUGAGAACACAAACAGUCCUCUCUGAAUCCCGGCUCAAUAUGUUCUUAUGUGAAGCUGAAUUCAGGCUCAUUGUCAAGUGUCUGGAGAAUGUUUUGCAGUGGUUACUAGUAGAGUCGGGUUCCAAAAGCAGGAAAAAAGCCCAGAUGUUUUACCUCUAGUGGUUUGGUUUGGUUUUGGGAUUUCUGCCUCCAACCCAAUACAAUGAAGGUGAAAUGAAAUUAAUUUGUAAUGUUCACAGCAUUGAAAAAUGAAAAUCAGCAGCAUAUUUCAGAAACAAUGCUCUGGACAAUCCACAGAGCUCACUGUGAACACUUCUCACUGGAACUGCUUUCUACUCUAGAAAUAGUCCCUGUGACAUCUGUGAUGAUAUUGGGAUGUAGGCAGAAAUCUCAAUAUGUUAACCUGGACAUGUAAAACCUCAUUGCUCCUUGUUUACCAGCAAAGAUCAUUGUAAGAAAACGGUUUUGUAGCAAGCUUCUUUCUUGUUGGCAGCGUAUGACAUGCAUCAACUCACCCAGGCACAAUGUUUUCUCAAAAAGCCCAAAAACCACUCGGCUUCCAGUUUUAGGGGUGUGACACGGUGUUGGAGGUUCAGGCUGAUAACACCUCGCCUCGUUAGCUUACACUGUUCACUUUGUAUUGAAACAUUACCUUGAUGGAUGCAGGGAUCUGUGCGAGUAGUGAUGAAUCCUGGAGUUUCCAUUCUGCCUCAGCUGUAGUGUGGUCAUACUGAACAGAGGUGGUGUUCCCAGCUAAAUUUUUAAAAUAAGUUUGAUGACUUAUUAAGUGUUCCUGUUGUGGAGCUCAACUUUUCCAGAGAAAAGCCCCCAGGGAGGAACAUGCAGGCUAAAAGUAGAGUCGACUGAAUGUUAAAUCAGUUGACAUGGUGUGAUUUCCUGCAUUCAUGUUGCUUCCUGAAUCUCUCUCUGUUGAAGUUCACAAUAAGAAAAAGGAAGCCCAUCUCUCCCCUGAUGAUCAUUUGCAAACAGCUUUAGCAUGAACACAUGUGACUGUGUGCACAUGUGCAACUUCUCACUGUCAUCAGGAGACUGGGAAAGGUCUGUAGACCCUGUCCUACCAAAGUGAAGCAUACUUAGCUAACGGGGGCAAAGUGGAUGUCUGAAGUGCAGGCUGAUGUUCAUGAGUUUCUGUCCACAUGUUGUUUUGAAAAUUGAACAAAGGGGGCUUAAAACCACGAGUAAAGACUGUCCAACGGCCUCGACUGAAGCUUAAUGGUGAGUUUGUGUGUAGGUUCAUGUUGGUGGCAGCCAUUGUAGAAGUCCAAGAUUUAAAUGAACUACUGCAGCACUUAAGCUUCAUCCCCUAAGAGUUUUUUGUCGUUGUUGUUUUGGAUGUUGAAAGUUGCAAGCAAUUGAUUGUUAACGUCCAGAGACACUGGAGCUUUGUGUUUCUGUUUAUUUAUUUGGUUCUACUGUAUCCCAUUCAUUGAAGAAUUUGCUGCUUCAGGGUUGAACAGGGACCUCUGCAAUGGCCACCGCUUUAUUCUGAAUCUGCCAUCAUGCCACACAGCGGUAGCCCUUUUGUUUCUGUAUGUAAUGUCAGAGUUGGGGCGGGCCACGUGCUCUCAGCAGAACAGUGAAAUUACUGUAGUUCCCCCCUUCCUCUCCUUCCUCCUCCUCCUCCUCCUUCCACCACCUCCUCUUCUCCCUCCUCCUCUUCUCCUUCCUUCUCCUCCUCCAGCGCUCCGAACACAAGCCGACAUUGUGAGUUGUACGUCAUUUAUUAUAUCUUGUAAAUAACCAAACUGAUGUUCUCAGUCUGUAAAAUAUUUAUGCUCCCUUCAAGGAGUACGACAAAGGAAGAAAAAAAAAUAAACGCAGAGAACAUCA